AUGGGCCUGGAAGACAGAUUCUCCAUCUCUGACGCCCGUACGCCAGUGACCGACAACGCCGGGACCGGCAAUAACACAAAUACUGGCAAUGUGGCCCAUCUUCCAAGCGCCAGCAAUGGUGAUGUUGUGAACGCCAGCGAUGCCGAUUUGAAUGUAUCCGAGUCCUUGUCGAACAGCAACUCCAUCUAUCGUGGCCCCCCUGAUCAAGCCGUGCCCGAGACACCGACCACUUCAAUUACUUAUCAAACAGCCACUUACUAUUCUUCGUUCGGAGCUCCAGGUCAAUAUGCCGAAUCCGCACAAGACGAGCCCACUGGCGAAGAGCCACCUCGAAAGCGGCGCCGUCCCGCUCUUUCUUGCGAGCCUUGUCGUCGUCGAAAGGUUCGCUGCGACCGAAUGCAUCCAUGUGGUCCCUGUGUGCGGAUGAGAGUUCAGCAGGCUUGCGAGUAUAACAACCGCUUUCCUCGGGCUGGAAUUCCACCGGGCGUUGAUGAGUUUGCUGUUCCCGGAACAGCUGAGCAUCGCGCGCGGAAUUCGGCCCAAGAAACGCCUUCUCGCGGUUUCGCAGACUUCGAAAGCGAAGUUCGACAGCACGGUUACCCGUCUGCUCGAUCGACGCCUUCAAUUCGAGAGACAAACGGGAACGAUUAUCCUCCACCAGAGUCUGCUCGUACAGUAUCCUCGUCCCUGGACGAGCUUCAGCAGACGGUUAGAGAGCUACAAUACCGUGUCAGCAGAACUGAACGGCUGGAGUCCAGCACGCCGAAUGCAGUCUAUGAUGACCGUACUCUGUGGGAGCAAAUGAGAACGCUUCAGGAAAAGGUUGAGGGGCUCGAGGCCCGGAUAUCUCGCACUGAAACGAUUCCACCCACCAGUCCUGUCAGCACUGCUCCCAAGGCAUCUGUUACAGAUUCUAGUACUGAACGCGACGAACAGCAACGUGCUGGGCUUUCUUUGCCAAUUCCACCACCGCGCGUACGAAAAGAAACCUCUAAGUUCUAUGGCCCUACCCAUUACGUCCAUCUUUUCAAUGCCCAGACAGACUGUCUUGCACGCAUGCUAGCCGAUCAGGGCAGCUCCAAAUUCAACGUGCCGCAGGACCGCCGCACAAUAUCAGUGAUUGACCUCUUCAACCACGUUCGCGCUCUCAGGAGAACUAUCAAAGAAAGCAGGCGCGUCAACACAGUAGAUCCUAUCCGACAUGCAAUCGAGUCUGUGCGCUUUUGGAACGCCAGACACAAUCUUGCCGGACUCUACUUCAACCACUGCGAAGGCCUGUUCCGCAUUCUUCACACUCCAUCCUUCACGAGUCAAUACGACCAGCAUCGUGAGCUAAUUGCGCGUGCGCCUCCUGCAUUAUUAGCUCAAUUUAUUCUUGUCUGCGCGAUUGGAGCUGCCUUCGUAGACGAUCAAUCCGAACUGAAGAGUCUGGCUGGAAAAUGGGUGUAUUCUGCCCAAUCAUGGUUGACUGGACCGGACGAAAAGGCGCUCAGUGACGGAAUGUCCGUUCAGAGCUGGUGCCUGCUCGUUUUGGCGAGACAACUCAAUCGGGUCGGCACAAAAGAACAGACGUAUGCCCUAGCUGGAUCGAUGGUAAGGGCUGCGGUUUCGAUCGGACUUCAUCGUGAUCCAAUGCAUUUCCAGGAAAUGGGACCCAUCCGGACAGAGAUACGACGUCGAGUUUGGAGUACCGUAUUGGAGCUUUCCCUUUCAGCAUCAAUUGAUGCGAAUGCGCUGCCGUUGAUGUGUCUUGAUGACUUUGAUACCGAACCGCCAUCCGGAUAUGAGGACGAGUUGCUGCAGGAAGGUGCCUCAAUAAUGACGAGUAUUCCAGCUUCUUCGAACCAGAUUACUUCGACCUCUUCCCAAACCUUGCUGAGGCAUUCUUUUGCAACGAGGCUAGAAGUUGCCCGCACGCUCAAUUCCUUCAAGCACGACGCUCCUCGGGACAAGACUAAUCGUCUUUACAAAGAGCUUCAGGAUGCAAUACUGCACGCCAUGACACAUCAGGAAAGCAAAAUGGGGUCUAUGAAUCUGCAACUGCUUUUCUCGGUCUUGGAGAUUGCAAAACUUCAAAUCUGCUGCGCGUGUAUGUCCGCGUGCAACACUCAAUCUAGUCCACAUUUCGAUUGGUAUAAAGCUGAAGCAGCCAUGAUCUCACAAGAAUUACUCUCGAAACCGUUGAAGGACGACCAAAGCUCAAUAGGUUUAAGUCCGCUUGGAAAUCUGGCUCUUCGUCGUUCAAGAGGAUUAUUCAAGUCCAAUUUCUCGCCUCAUGUCCUUCACAUCGGAGCUCAAGAACUUCUUCAGAGACUGCGCGAUCCAACAAAUGCAAACACAACGUUGGGAGUAGAGCUUAGCAAUCAUUGGGCAGGCAUGCUUGAACGAAAGGAACUGGAGUGUCUUGAACUCAUUAAGUCAGGCGAUGCGAGCUGUAAAUGCUACGUCUAUUUGCAUGUCACCAAUGCGAUGACCAGGGCUUUGGAACAGGGUCGGUCCGCAGAGGCAGCGGUGCCCCGGGCUUUGGCAGAAGCUCUACGUACGUGCGUUGUGGAGAUGCAAAAGCUGGUUGAUGGUGUUCCAGGGAUGACUGUUCCUGAACUCAAUGAUGUCGACCUGUCCUUUUUCAAGGACAUUGAUUUGGGUGCUGAUCCUGGCUGGCUGCUAGGAAUCUGGGACGUUGAAGCUAGCGACAGCAGCGAUCAACGCUCAAGGGAGAAGGACCGCUACCAAAAGGAAGUCCUAGACAAUUAA
Messenger RNA from Lecanosticta acicola, 2754 nucleotides. Lineage: Eukaryota; Fungi; Ascomycota; Dothideomycetes; Mycosphaerellales; Mycosphaerellaceae. The record is from the annotation of a GenBank genome assembly.